GUCAGCUGGGUAUUUUCCGUGCUGUUGUUUGGAGUGUUUGAACCACUGGAUCAAACGUGAGCCAAUAGCUGCAGAGGAGAGAAAUUAUUCAGUUGAACUUUGACCCUUUGAUUUUUCUGCGUUUCCCAACAUGUCAUGUUUCAGCUGAUUCUCCCGCAGCUCCCGCAGCUCUCGGUCGAAACCAGGAAAACGUAACUCCCGCAUUUAGUUGGUGCAGGAAGUGUUUCACCUGAGCAGGAUGAGGAGAGCCGCGUUGUUCGUGCUCUCCGUGUACGCCUCCGUGCCCGUCCUCCUCUACCUGCUGCCCUGGACCCUGGGCCAUGCCAUCUUCUGUCACUUGUUGAGGUUUCCAUUCUUCGUGGACCUCGGCAGACCUGAAGACGUGCUGAACCACACGUGCAACUUCUACCUCGGCACGGAGAAGGGCGUCUCGGUGGGCGUCUGGCACACGCUGCCUGCCAGCCAAUGGGAGGAGGCCGCGGGGAGAGGCCCGGAGUGGUACCGGGAAACUCUGGGAGACGGGCGGCCUGUUAUUAUCUAUCUCCAUGGAAACUUAGGGACCAGGGCCAUCAAUCACCGAGUGGAGCUGGUGAAGAUCUUAAGUGCUGCAGGAUAUCACGUGCUAUCGUUGGACUACAGAGGUUUCGGAGACUCCUCUGGGGAGCCCAGUGAAGCAGGUCUGACCAGCGACGCCCUCUUCCUGUUGCGCUGGGCGCAGCAGCAGAGCCGAGGAGCCGCCGUGUGUCUGUGGGGACACUCGCUCGGCUCCGGUGUGGCGACCAACACGGCAUUAAAGGUACAAGAGCAAGGCUCUGCUGUGGACGCUGUGAUCCUGGAAGCUGCAUUUACAACCGUUGGAGACGUUGUUGCGAUCCAUCCCAUCACCAGGAUGUACAUGUUCCUUCCAGGGUUCGAGAGUUUGCUCUGGAACAUUCUGGAAACCAACAACAUCGUGUUUGCAAGCGACAAAAAUUUGGAGACGCUGACGAGCCCGCUGCUCAUCCUGCAUUCGGAGGAUGACAGCGUCGUACCGUAUCACAUGGGUCAGAAGCUGUACGAGAUCUCCCUCCAGGCUAAGAAACAACACAACUCAGAUGUUCAGGUGGAAAUGAUCUCCUACGAUGCACAUCUGGGAUUCUCCCACAACAACAUCUACUUAGAUCCCAAUCUGUCCCAUGUGGUCGGGAAAUUUCUAGAAAAGCUGCAGCGACGGUAGAGCGUCUGCGUCCUCCAGAGACGGUAGAGCGUCUGCGUCCUCCAGAGACGGUAGAGCGUCUGCGUCCUCCAGAGACGUGAACGAGGCCCGCCAGAUUUAUUUAUCUCUCAAUGAGUCUAAAAUAAAAACACUGAAUCUACAGA
This is a messenger RNA of Cottoperca gobio, 1359 nucleotides long. RefSeq names its product monoacylglycerol lipase ABHD12-like. The transcript is spliced from 13 exons. The record is from RefSeq and is a predicted model, not a curated record. NCBI's taxonomy places the organism in Eukaryota, Metazoa, Chordata, Actinopteri, Perciformes, Bovichtidae. The coding region runs from base 239 to 1216 and encodes 325 amino acids. Gene Ontology annotation, cellular component: endoplasmic reticulum membrane. Gene Ontology annotation, biological process: phosphatidylserine catabolic process; monoacylglycerol catabolic process. Gene Ontology annotation, molecular function: phosphatidylcholine lysophospholipase A1 activity; monoacylglycerol lipase activity.